AUGGCCGCAGACAGCUUCACCAUCGAGGCCUUCACCCUCCUCGCCCUCGCCAUCGUCACUAUCAUCAUCCGGGUUAUCGCCCGCGCCACCACCGUCGGAUUUCGCAAUUUCCAGCUCGAUGACUACCUCAUGCCCUUGGCCGCUCUCGUCUAUGGCCUCGAAACCGGCGCCGCCUACUGCGUCGGCGCCUGGUGGAAGGGCAUGGCCAACAACUCCAUGACCGAUCACCAGCGCGCGACGCUCUCUCCCGACUCGGAUGAAUUCAGGCUGCGGAUCGGCGGGUCUAAGACACAGGUGCUGGGAUGGUCGCUGUAUACAACCCUGCUGUGGUUGCUGAAGGCGUGCAUGGCGAUUUUCUACUCGCGGUUAACAUCGGGGUUGAUGAACAUGAAACUGCGCGUGCAGGUCGCCUAUGUCUCGAUCGCAGCGACCUAUCUGGCGGUCAUCCUGUCGAUCUUGUUCGGGUGCCAUCCGAUGGAGAAGAAUUGGCAGAUCUAUCCGAACCCGGGGGCAUACUGUCAGCCGGCCAUUUCGCCCAUCGACGUCUAUGUAACUGUGGUGCUGAACGUCUUGACGGAUCUAUACCUCAUCACCAUCCCGACUCCGAUGCUCUUCAAAGCGCGGCUCCCUUGGCGGGAGAAGCUUGAGCUCUUCGUGCUCUUCUCCGGCGGUAUCUUCGUCAUGGCUGCCGGUAUCCUGCGCUGCGUGCUGAUCGUCACGGCCGGUCCCAACGGCGCCCAACAGGCCGGCAGCUGGGCCUGCCGCGAAACCUUCGUCGCCGUCGUCAUCGGCAACGCCCCCAUGAUCUACCCGCUGUUCCGUCGCGCCGCCCGCCGCGCCGGCCUCUACAUGAGCUCCAAGGGCAACUCGCAGAGCUACCCGGCCUACCCUCUCUCCGAACCAGGCACCUCAACCCACCAGAGCAAGAAACGCCGCUUCCGCCACCCGCUGAGUAUCCCUGAUACGCAGUGGCAUACCGUCAGCGAUGAGGCGAUGAUGCUGCCUCCGUCGGUGCAGCAUCAGCACCCCGCGACGUGUACGGCGGAGGAGUGGGAUCAGUCGAGCCGGAGGAGUUUGGAGGGGAUCAAGGUGGUGCAUGAGACGAUUAUAGAAAGGGAUGACCGAUAA
Molecule: messenger RNA, 1128 nt
Organism: Aspergillus clavatus NRRL 1
Lineage: Eukaryota; Fungi; Ascomycota; Eurotiomycetes; Eurotiales; Aspergillaceae
Exons: 6
Coding region: 1-1128 (375 amino acids)
Source: RefSeq, a predicted model, not a curated record